CAUGUCGGGGUCGCUCUCGGCCGGCAGUGGUGCUGGUGCGCCCCUACCCGGCGCGGCCCGAGGUUAAUCUUCCUCAUCGCUCUCACCUGCUCAGAUCGCGGGGCCGCGAGGCCGCGGGAAGGACUUCCGGCAGAGUCCGGAGCGGGGCGGAGAUGGAGUCAGUGGUCUUUGAGGAUGUGGCUGUGGACUUCACCCCAGAAGAGUGGGCUUUGUUGGAUCUGGCUCAGAGGAACCUCUACAGAGAUGUGAUGCUGGAGACCUUCAGGAACCUGGCCUCAGUGGGAGAAAACUGGAAAUGCCAUAGCAUUGAAGAUCAGCACAAGAACCAGAAAACACAUUUGAGAUGGCGUGUGGUGGAGAUACCCUCAGAAAAUAAUGAAAGUAAUCAAUGUGGAGAAACCAACCAGAUUUCCAAUCUUGUUGUACAUAAGAGACUUUCUACUGGAGUAAAAUCCUAUGAAUACAAUAAGUUUGAAAAACCCAUCAUGGAUUCUUCAUCCCUCAAGAGUCCCAUAGCAUCAUCUCAACAUGGACAAAAACCCUAUCGAUACAGUUCCACAUGAGAGAUGGGCACUGUACAGAUACAUGAAGCACAUUGUGUGAGUUUUCUGUUAUUCACAGCUGAAUGCAGUCUCUAAACAAUGAACUUAAUAUGUGGUCAAUAAUUAAAAUUUUCAUGCAUGCAAAAUAAGAUACAUAUUUUUUAAGUCCGACACAAGGUUCUGUACAUAUUUCUUAGAAAAAUCCAAGUAAAACUGUCUUUAUGUUUGCUGUAUACUUAAAACAUUAUCUUUCAUGUACUGAGAGAGGAUAUGUUAAAAUAGUCCAAUACAGUUAUGUAUUAUCAAAUCAGUAAUGUAAUUUUUGUCUUUUCAAACAUGUUCUGAGAUUAUAGUACAUAACUAUCUUAAAUUUUUUUCAUGUGAGUUUUCUUAUAAUAGUUUCCCAUUAAAGCAACUUAUUCAUUCAUAAGAAUAAAAGCUUAUAUAUUGGCUAUGUCAAUGCCCACCAACCAGAACCCAAGAGAAACACACCUGCAGUUGAACAAAAUUGGGUUUGCUGACUUAUAUGCAGUGGGGUGACCACACAGCAUGAAGAACAACAGGACAUCUCAGAAAUUCUGUUAGAAAGAACAUAUGGGAAUCAGACUUAUUUCAAAUGAUUUGGGGGGACACUUCAAAGAAGCUUUGCACCAGGUUGGCUGUUGCCAGGAAGUGUGCAGUAAAGUAUUAACUCAGCAGGCUUUGGUUGCUCAAUCUCCACACUUUUCAAAGAACGCACUGGUCCUUGACCAGCUCCUGGGAAAUAAGUUCUGAGUCCUUGGACUAUUCUGUCCGAUAAGACUGUUUUGUCUGCCUGAGGCCUUGGGCCACAUUUUUUAUCAGUUUGACUAGAUAGUUUAUGCUAACAGUGUGACUUAAGGUGAAUGCCUGUUUUGUAUGCAUAAGGCCAUAGGUGAAGCUGUAUCCAUUUGACCUCUGAGGAAAACAGCUGGAGACUGAUUGGCUAAGCUCAGUUACGUGGGUUCUACAUGACCCCCCAAUAAAAAUCUGGAGACCAAAGCUCAGGUGAGCUUCUGCGAUUGGCAGCAGUUCACAUGUUGUCACUAUCACUGCUGGGUGCUGUCCACGUGACUGUACUGAGAGAAGACAACUGGAAGCUUGCUCCUGAUUUCUCCUCCACUUCACCAUAUAUAUGCCUUUUCCCUUUGCUGCUUUUAAUCUUAUCCUUUCACCAUAAUCAUGAUAUAAUGGCUUUUCUGAAUCCUAUCAGCCCUAAUGAAUCAUCAAGUCUGAGACA
Molecule: messenger RNA, 1800 nt
Organism: Balaenoptera musculus (blue whale)
Lineage: Eukaryota; Metazoa; Chordata; Mammalia; Artiodactyla; Balaenopteridae
Product: zinc finger protein 844-like
Exons: 5
Coding region: 153-563 (136 amino acids)
Biological process (GO): regulation of DNA-templated transcription
Source: RefSeq, a predicted model, not a curated record